AUGAACCCUGCGAAUGUUCAGCUUCUAUCACCAUCCCUUCACAGACAACUCUUUGGUGAAUACGGUGCGGAAUCCCCGGGUGAGUCGGUCUCGGAACAACUGGCAAGAGAGCACUUGACGAUCCAGGAUAUCUGGGGAAAAACAGCCGAGAUUCAGGCACCAAUUGAUCUUAAGCUACCAUCCUUGAGAGGGAAAUCGAUAGAAGAGCACUUUGCUAAUAUGGGUAUUGAACAGUCUGGGACCACACUCGAUAAAGCAAAACAGCUUGCUAACGAAAUUUUCCCGCCCAAACCAACAAAGUGGUCUCGAACUUCGGGAUGGACGCGAUAUAGCAAUGGAAACGCAACACAGGUACCAUGGCCAACAGAAGAUAAACUUGUUUUUGACGUAGAAGUGUUGAUGAGCGAAGGACAUUACCCUACACUAGCAGUAGCUGCUUCGGCAGAGGCAUGGUAUUCAUGGACAUCGCCACAUCUAUUCGAUCCUGCUCAAUCCAACGAACAACUUAUUCCGUUUGGAAAUUCGAGAGACACAUUGAUAGUCGGGCACAACGUAGGCUACGAUCGUGCCAGAAUUGCCGAGGAAUAUAAUAUUCAGGGGUCACGCUUACGGUUCUUGGAUACUAUGAGCCUUCAUAUUUCUGGGGCAGGUCUUUGUUCACAGCAGCGACCAGCGUGGAACAUGGAGGUCAAACGUCGAAAUCUGGAUAAACUGGCUGCUGCAGAGAGAGAUAAUGUAAUGGGUAUAACGACUAGUGAAGAAUUACAGAGAAUGGACAUUGGACAAGCAAAAUUUUUUGAUGUUAGCUCACUUAAUAGCCUCAAAGAUGUCGCCAAGUUUUAUUGCAAAAUCGAGGCUGAUAAACAACCACGAUCUUACUUUGAAUGUGGUAAUCUCGAAGAUAUCCAAGAAAACUUUGAUCAAUUGAUGGAGUAUUGUGCCCAAGAUGUCGACAUGACCCAUAAGAUCUACAAACAUGUUUUUCCCCGGUUUAUCGAGAAUUGUCCUCAUCCUGUAUCAUUUGCUGGUAUGCUUCAGAUGGGAAACUCAUUUUUACCUGUAAAUGAAAAAUGGGAAAAAUAUCUCGCACGGUCCUCAGAAAAGCAUCGAGAAUUGGAAGACUUGUUGGAUAUCAAAUUGCGCGAUUUGGCUGAGAAGGCAAGGGUACUGGUAGAUACACCGGAAGAAUGGCAAAAGGAUCCUUGGCUAAGUCAACUUGACUGGACUGUUAACCCGCGUCAGCGAAAACUUAAAGGGCAGCCUAAAUGGUACAAGGAUGCCUAUGAUACCAAGACUGGGAAACUCAAAAUAUCAAUUCGAUCAAGGAUGGCGCCUCUUUUGUUGCGGCUAAAGUGGCUGGAUUACCCUCUUCACUAUAUUUCUGAUCACGGGUGGUGUUACAAAUUAGCUUCAGAGACGAUGCCAGCUACGCUACGAUCAAAAGCUGUGCAUAAUGACGAUAAAUAUCACUAUGUAAAGGUCCCUCAUAAAGAUGGUGAACAGGCCAACUGUGGAAAUCCUCUUGCAAAAAACUAUAUGAACUACUUUGAAGACAAGGUUCUGACUUCUGAAUACCAAGCUGCAAGAGAUGCCUUGGAUUUGAAUGCUAAAUCGGCUUAUUGGAUCAGUUCCCGAGAGCGUAUCUUGGGUCAGUUUGUGGUGUGGGAUAAAGACGAGAAAAGCAUGGGAUUACCGAUGCGUGAUAGAUCAGACAAUAAAGAUGCCAAGUAUGGAAUUAUUCUUCCUCAGAUGGUCACAAUGGGCACGGUUACCCGGCGAGCGGUAGAGAAAACGUGGCUUACAGCAAGUAAUGCCAAAGCCAAUCGUAUUGGGUCAGAACUCAAAUCAAUGGUUCAGGCACCAAAGGGGUAUAAGAUUAUUGGUGCAGAUGUGGACUCGGAGGAAUUGUGGAUUUCUAGUGUGAUUGGUGAUGCUCAAUUUGGCUUUCAUGGUGCUACUGCCUUGGGUUGGAUGACUCUUCAGGGUACCAAGGCUGAAGGAACUGACUUGCAUUCCAAGACGGCCAAUAUCUUGGGAAUCAGUCGUGAUAAAGCCAAGAUCUUUAAUUAUGCGCGUAUUUAUGGUGCAGGUGUCAAAUAUGCGACCAGUUUAUUGAUGCAGUACAGUCAGGGAAUGGAUCUUGAGGCUGCGCAAAUUAGAGCUGCUGCCCUGUACCUCAACACAAAAGGUGAAAAAGAACAUUCUGUACGGCACCGGUUCAAGCGUACUUUUUGGCAUGGUGGUUCAGAAAGUUACAUGUUCAAUGCUCUUGAAGAUAUUGCUCUCUCAAAAGAGCCUAGAACGCCUGUCCUUGGAUGUGCAGUAACAGAUGCACUUAAGCCAGAAUAUACUGGGUCUCAAUUCUUGACAUCACGUAUCAACUGGGUCGUCCAGAGUUCGGGUGUCGAUUAUCUUCAUAUGCUGAUAGUCUCUAUGUCUCACCUUAUUAAACGCUAUAAUAUCAAUGCUCGGUUUAUGUUAUCAGUUCAUGAUGAAGUACGAUAUCUUUCGUCUGAUGAGGAUCAACACCGUACAGCUCUAGCCCUUCAGGUUGCAAAUCUCUGGACACGUACUUUAUUUAGCUAUAGGCUUGGAAUUUACAAUCUCCCGCAGAGUGUAGGAUUCUUUUCUGCUGUCGACAUUGAUCACGUUUUCCGUAAAGAGCCUUACAUGACCUGCAUUACCCCUUCUCAUCCAGAAAAGAUCCCCGAAGGCAUCAGUUGUACAAUUCAGGAUACACUACGUGAGCUUAAUGUAAAUGCCCGGCCAGAUGAGUGUUUGCUUGGACAAGAAGUACAACAGAGUACCGAGGAGCCUCUAGUGGCUAUAAACGCGCCUCAACUUUCUCAGAAAAACAUUGAUCUUGAAUUCAUUAAGGCCCAGAUGUACAAAGUAUUCCAGUCUUCAAGAGAUCCUUCAUUUCGUGGUGGACAAGCUACUGCAGAAAUUAUACCACAAAAGGCAACGAAUUCCGUAAAGCAUGUCCAAAAACCUACAAAGGCCUCUACGCCUAAACCCACGUUAAAGAAGUUAUAUAAAAAAAAUUAA
Molecule: messenger RNA, 3048 nt
Organism: Phycomyces blakesleeanus NRRL 1555(-)
Lineage: Eukaryota; Fungi; Mucoromycota; Mucoromycetes; Mucorales; Phycomycetaceae
Exons: 2
Coding region: 1-3048 (1015 amino acids)
Biological process (GO): mitochondrial DNA replication
Cellular component (GO): mitochondrion; gamma DNA polymerase complex
Molecular function (GO): DNA binding; 3'-5' exonuclease activity; DNA-directed DNA polymerase activity
Source: RefSeq, a predicted model, not a curated record